AUGAACAUGAUCACCUCAUCCAGCUUAGUCUUCAGCUUGCUAUUCUGCCUCAUGGUUUCAAUGCUUCUUCUUCCCUUGCCCUCCCAUGGUGCAGACCCUGAUCCGUUACAAGACUUCUGUGUGGCAGAUUUGAAUGCUUCCACAUCAGUUAAUGGCUUUCCCUGCAAACCCGUCUCAAAAACUACUUCUGAUGACUUCUUCUUUGAUGGACUGAGCAAAGAAGGGAACACGAGCAAUCCCUUUGGAGCGAACUUAACGGCUGGGAAUGUCCUUGCAUUUCCUGGCCUCAACACUCUUGGGAUAUCAAUGAACAGAGUUGACUUUGCACCGGGCGGGAUUAAUCCGCCCCACUCGCACCCUCGUGCGAGCGAGUCCGGUGUAGUCAUUGAAGGGAAGCUCCUUGUAGGGUUUGUGACAACCAACAAUGUGUUUUACUCCAAGGUUUUGAGUGCUGGGCAGAUGUUUGUGAUUCCAAGGGGACUUGUUCACUUUCAGCUGAAUGUUGGAGAAGGGAAGGCUCUGGCCUUCACAGCUUUCAACAGUCAAUUGCCUGGGGCCGUUGUGCUUCCUUUAACUCUGUUUGCUUCGACGCCUUCGAUUCCCGACCAAGUUUUAACCAAGGCACUUCAAGUAGAUAAAGAUGUCAUCAACACCAUCAGAUCCAAGUUUGGCUUUUAA
Messenger RNA from Prunus armeniaca (apricot), 678 nucleotides. The record is from the annotation of a GenBank genome assembly. Lineage: Eukaryota; Viridiplantae; Streptophyta; Magnoliopsida; Rosales; Rosaceae.